Molecule: messenger RNA, 927 nt
Organism: Rhodamnia argentea
Lineage: Eukaryota; Viridiplantae; Streptophyta; Magnoliopsida; Myrtales; Myrtaceae
Exons: 1
Coding region: 1-927 (308 amino acids)
Molecular function (GO): zinc ion binding; nucleic acid binding
Source: RefSeq, a predicted model, not a curated record
AUGGAGGCGGGAUCAAGUGGAUUCUCUGCAAUGGCUACUCCAGUCUUUACUGGAGAAAAUUAUCAAGCUUGGGCUGUCAAGAUGACAGCAUUCUUGGAGGGUCAUGAUCUAUUGGAGGCUGUGGAGAAUGAUUAUGAGAUUGCUCCACUUCCAAACAAUCCGACCUUGAAUCAAAUAAAGUUCCAUAAAGAGAAAACCACAAGGAAGGCCAAGGCAAAGUCUUGCCUGUAUGCUGUUGUCUCACCCCCUAUCUUCACAAGGAUCAUGAGAUGUGAUUCUACAAAGGCAAUAUGGGAUUGCUUGAAGGAUGAAUACAAGGGAGAUGAGAAGAUAAGAAGCAUGAAGGUGCUGAAUCUCUUAAGGGAGUUUGAGAGACAAGAGAUGAAGGAUUCAGAGUCGGUGAAGGAAUACUCUGAUAGGCUGAUUGAGAUAGCUGAAAAGAUAAGAGUUUUAGGGACUGACUUGAAGGAUGAAAGGCUGGUUCAGAAGAUCCUGGUGCCUCUUCCAAAGAAGUUUGAAGCCACUAUAGCUUCUCUAGAAAAUACAAGAGAUUUAGGCGACAUAAAGCUUGCGGAAUUGUUAAGUGCCCUGCAGGCACAGGAGCAAAGAAGACCGAUGAGAAGAGAAGAGCCUGUAGAGGGUGCACUGCAAGCUAAAGUGAAAUUCAAUGAUGGAGGCAAAGGGAAGAAAUGGAAUCAAUCCAAAGGAAAUGCAGGUGACUCCAAGUUUGCAGCGAAAGAAGGAAGUUCUAGUGAGUCCGGCAAAUGGAAGAAGAAUAAGAAGCCUUGUCAACAUUGUGGUGGAACUACUCAUCAGUCCUUUAGAUGCUGGAGGAGGCCUAAUGCUAAGUGCAGAAGAUGUCACAAGAUGGGUCACAUCGAAGCAAUGCACAAAGAGAACAAUCACCAGCAAGCGGGAGAAGCAUAG